AGCCUGGGGCGGUUUAGGGACUCAGUCACCAGCCAGCGGAUGUCUGCCGCUAGCGUCCCUGCAGAUGCGGGGCCGGCAGGCGGAACCCUCGGGGCGGGGCGCACAUUUGACCCCGGAAAACCGCCGGGGACGGCCCACGCUUGGACGUGAUGGCCACCGCGGGAGACGCGGACGGAGCCGCUGCUCGCUCCUUGUCGGACGGAUGGCUCCAGCAGGGACAAGUUGCUUCCUGAAGGAUCCGUGUGUACUGUUCAAAACACAAUCAGAAAAGCGUCCACAGCUAGAUGGCCCACAUCUUCGUGUAUGGCACCCUGAAACGAGGCCAGCCCAACCACAAAGUCAUGCUGGACCAGUCACAUGGCUCAGCAGCCUUCCGAGGCCAGGGCUGCACAGUUGAGUCCUUCCCACUGGUGAUUGCCGGCAAGCACAACAUACCAUGGCUGCUUCACCUGCCAGGCAAGGGCCACUGUGUGGCAGGUGAGAUCUACAAGGUAGAUGAACAGAUGUUGCGUUUCCUGGAUGACUUCGAAGGCUGCCCCAACAUGUACCAGCGCACAGCCCUGCAGGUGCGGGUGCUUGAGUGGGAGGGUGCUGGUGGCCCUGGGGACAGCCUCCAGUGCUUCGUGUACAGUACGGCCACCUACGAACCUGAGUGGCUACAUCUCCCCUACCAUAAAAGCUAUGAUUCCGAGGGCCCACAUGGGCUACGCUACAACCCUCGGGAAAGCAGGUGAGGGGCUAGUGCCCCGGAUGCUAACAGGAUGGAAGGAGCCCCGUGGCUGCCUGGCAUAAGCAGAGCUUUCCUGGCUUAACAUCUGUCUAUAAAACAUGUUGACAAAAGGUCUCUUGACACAAUUUUGCACAUGCUCUGAUGUUACUUACUAGUGCUUGCUAUUCAAGGAGCUCCUGAGUUUGCAGGUACUAGAUGAGAAACACUCUGAAGUCCCCUAAAUGCCAGUUACAGAGCAUCUGGUACUCCUUUUUUGAUUUGCUUUGCUCUAACCUUAAGUCGGCAUCUUCUGUGACUAAAGACCUGGCUGCAGUUAGAUCUCAGAAGCUGAAUGUACUGAUUCCCACAUAUGAAAUCUAGAAAGAAGUGGUGGAGGCCAGGUAGUGGUGGUACACACCUUUAAUCCCAGCACUCAGGAGGGAGAGCCAGGUGGAUCUCUGUGAGUUCAAGGCCAGCCUGGUCUACAGAACGAGAUCCAGGACAGGCACCAAAACUACACAGAGAAACCCUGUCUCAAAAAAAGAAAAAAAAAAAUUGGUGGGAAAUGCUGGUUUGGGGUGGCUCAAUGGAAACCACCUUCGAGAAAAGCAUGCUGCACCUAGACUAUGUACUCCAUCACUCUUCAGUUUCCAGAUCACACACAAACUAUUAAAACAGCCAUUAAAAUAUAAGUAUACUGUU
Peromyscus californicus insignis is the source of this 1411-nucleotide messenger RNA. It is a transcript of the gene Ggact, whose product is annotated as gamma-glutamylamine cyclotransferase. The record is from RefSeq and is a predicted model, not a curated record. The transcript has 3 exons. Bases 285 to 734 code for a protein of 149 amino acids. Gene Ontology annotation, molecular function: gamma-glutamylaminecyclotransferase activity. Lineage: Eukaryota; Metazoa; Chordata; Mammalia; Rodentia; Cricetidae.